UGAGUUUGGGGGAGAGAGGGAGGAGGGGAGAGAGUGGGAGAGAGAGAGAAGGAGAGAGAGUUCACCGGGUAUGUGGAGCACGAGCAACAUUUGAUGCGUCCGGCCUCAUUUUUUUCUUCUUCUGUUUUUUUUUUCUGUGCAAAAGCUGGUUCUUGGAAUUAUGUGUCAUUUCUACCUCCUGGAGCCUCUCAGCUGAGACACUCUGCUAUCAGGAGCGAACAGGCGGCCGCCCAGCCUACUGUCACACACGGGCACACGCGCACACACGAAUAAACACUCCCACAGAGUGCUGGAGAUGAGCACAGGCACACAUACAGCUGCAGCCAGGAGUGCAGUGGCUCUGGGAUAAGGAGUGCUUUUUUUCCAGGGAGCAGGGGGAUGUCUGUGAAGCUGCGAUUUGAGUGCCCGGCAGAGAGUGGCAUCGUUCAGAGGAGCCGCUCCUUCGCGGGAUUCAGCACGCUGAACAGCCGGCGCAGAGCCUCCUCUGUAAGGAGCUCGCUUCGGUCCAAGGGCUCGUCGGGGAAAUAUCCCAGGAUGCCUCAGUCUACUGGCAGGGUAGCUAGCAGUGUGUGGGGGCCGCAGCCCGAGCAGGUGGACCGGAUAUUCCAGGCCUUGCGGAAGGGGCUGAAGGAGUACCUUGAGGGCCAUCAGGCAGAAAUGGACUUCCUGUCCUCUCAGCAGAAGGACAGCAAAAGAAACUCCAGACUGGCUUUUCUAUAUGACUUAGAAAAGGAGAUCCGAGCUUUGGAGAGAUACAUGCGAAGGCUGGAGUUCCACAUCAGUAAGGUGGAGGAGCUCUACGAAACCUACUGCAUUCAGUGGCGCCUGUGUCAGGGGGCGGUGAACAUGAAGAGGGCCUUCUCCCUCUCUCCGUCCUCCCGGGCCUCCAGAGACAGCCUGCUGGAGCUAAACCGAAACCAUCGCCACAGUCUGGAGGACAUGUGCAUCAUGGAGGGAGAACUGGAGAUCCUCUUGGGAGAGCUGCACAUCAAGAUGAAAGGAUUGAUUGGCUUUGCUCGUCUGUGUCCAGGAGAUCAGUAUGAGGUGCUGGUCCGUCUCGGCAGACAGAGGUGGAGGAUAAGGGGGAAGAUUCAGACGGACGACCGCCAGUUGUGGGACGAGGAGGAGAUGGUCUUCCUCCCUCACAUCCACGAGAACUUUGAAAUAAAGGUGACAGAGGUGAAGGGGCUGGGCUCAGUGCUGGUGGGCGUGGUCACUUGUGAGAGUGCUGACUUCUUCAUGGCCCGGCCACAGAUAAUGGUGGUGGACAUCACUGAGCUGGGAACCAUCAAGCUCCAGCUGGAGGUGGUGUGGAACCCCUUCGACAGCGGUGAGAUGAGGCCGAUCUCCACCUCAUCGAGUAAGCUGUCCGUUCACAGCAGGAAGGGCUCUCUCUACAGCUGGACACCUCCCAACACACCCAGCUUCACGGAGAAGUACUUCAUCUCCAUGGUCAAGCAGCUUCAGGACCCUGAGAACUCGUUUCCCCUGAGCCGGCGCGAGUCACGGGGGGUGUCUCUGCUGAGCUACCUGUCCGACUCCACGCAGACCUUCCCAAACUCCUUAUUCAGGGAGGGCGAGGGAGAGAGCAGUGAGGAGAGACCACCAGACACGCCGGACAGUCUGGGGCAGGGCAGUCCCCGGGAGAAAGGGGACUGCUGGCCUCCAGACCCUGACACCGGCCCGCCGACCCCCGAAGAGAGCAAGCCUGGGUCCCCACUGCCCCUCCAUCGCUACAGUACCCCAGAUAUCCUCAGGCAGAACGGGGGCCCCGCCCCCUCAAAGGAGACGGAGAGCUGCGUGAACACCUCCACAGAAACCCGUCCAGAAGAGACUCUUUCCUUCAAAGGCUCUGAGGAGCCAGCUCAGACCCGGCCGGAGGUCAGCAGAGGUCAGAGAAGGGCAUUGGCCCUGCGCAUCAGCGUUCUGCUGGGUGACCUGGAGGGGGCGCUGCAGAGACACAGUUGUCCCGAAAAGGAACUGAAGAGACUAGAGAAGCACAUCCUCAACUUCAAGAACAUCUUAAAAAAUGAUCUUUACAUCCACAAGACCACCUCCACCGAGACGCUGGCUGUUGAGGAAGUCCUCGAAAGCUUUGACUUCCUGUCCACUGAUUUCAAUGCUGAUGAGAUCUCCUGUCUGGGCAGUGUGCGGCUGGGAGACACCGGAAUCGGGUCAUUUCAGGAGAGCACUCUGAGAAGCCUGGGGCUUCUUGCACAGGACGUCCCAUCACCAGAGGAAGCUAAUUACAUCCCACUGACCACCGGGAAUCACAGCUUGGACCAAACCCUAGAAGUGCACCUAGGAAUCUGCAAUGUGCUGCUGCAGCAAAUGAAGUACACAGAUUCUUCUCUUGCCCAGAAGGAACUUUUGGAAGAACUAUCUCAACAUCUUGAUGUUCUAGAGAAGGUCAGCAAGUUGUCACUGGAGAAGAAGAUAGACUCCUACUCAGCAACAGACAUCAUUCCAAGGGCUCAGCGGCAGAAGGGGCUGCUGGCGUUCUGGGAAGAGUGCACCCAGGACGCCUCUGUCUUCUGCUGCUUGGCGGAAACCUUCGUCAAGGUGCUGCGGAAGCGCUUCAUCCACAAAGUCAAAGCAAAGCAGCCGGGACAGGCAGACGCAGUUUUCACGCAGCUCCUGCAGCAGGUCCUUUCCACCUGCCGGAUGGUGCCCACACCCCAGUACAGCCCGGGCCAGGUGACCAUCUUCCAGUUCUUCAAUUAUCUGACCAGAUGGGGCCUGACAGAUUUCGGGGAGCACAUCUCCCAUCUCAGCAAGGAAGUGCACCUGGUGACGGCCCUGGAGAGUCCUGAGAGGAGGAAGGCCUUGAAGAGGCUGAAGGGGAAACGGAUCGCGGAGCUGCAGCCCCUCGGCCGCACCCUGCAGCUCCUGGCCCGUCUGCAGACCGACGACAACCACAAGGUCUCCCAGGCCGCAACCUCCUGCCUCUGCAAAGUCUCCAACUUUAAGACCCUCAGAGAAAAGGCUAUAGUGUAUUACACUGAGAUGCUGAAGGACAGCAACGCACGGCUCCAACAAGCAGCCUGUCUGGCACUGAAGUGUCUCAAAGCGGCGGAGAGCGCGGAGCAGGUGGCGGAGCUGUGGCGGUCUGCGGAUGAGGACCUGCGCAGCGUGGCCAGGGAGACGGUGCUGUCCUUCGGUAAAAAGGGCCAUCUUGCAUUUCAGAGAAUGGAUCAGAUUUGCUGUGAACUACAGGAGGAGGCCUACCAGAACCUGGACACUGAAAUCACUAUAUUAUGAAUGAGCAGAACUUCUCUGUCUGUGUAGUGCAAAAAGACUGAGAUAGCCUCCCUUCCUUGGUAGUGCCCCUGGACUGUACAGCUUGUCAGAGGUCGCCACGUGCAAGGAGAAUGGCAAGACAUUUUAGAAGACUGGAGCGAUCCACUGCUCAUACUGACAUGAGUCUGGAAGUUCCCAGCUUUACCAAGCGAAGGAUUUUUUUAAAAACAAGAAAUGCUGCAGCAGUGAUCUCAGGAUGUUAGCAAAAUCUCUUUAAAGGGCAACUACAGCGAUUCCCUCAAAAACAAACCCAAGGAAACUGUUUAGUUGGACAUAACGAGUAUUUACAAUGCACCUUCUUUGGAGCACUCCACUGUGUACAUCCAACUUCUUGCUCUGAUUUCAAGCUUUGAAGGACAUAAAAUGCAUUAGUUAAUGUUAAGAUCCAUUAAGAUCAAUAUGCUAAAUGUAACAGCAAGGUUAGGUAUUUACAGCAUUUUGGAUAACAGCUGUUAACCAGCAUCUCACUACUUUACCUUAAUCUGCUAUUGGGAAAAGGUUGCCUGAGUUGUUCUGUAUUGUGCUUCUGAACUACAGUGUUUUUUAAAAGGUCUAAUCUCAGGGGAGAUGCUGAAAGUGUCAAAAAAGAUUUACACCAUCCUACACAAAUGCAGGUGCUUUUUGCUCACUUGAAUGUUCAGAGUACCACCAUUAAGUGGUACAGGUUGUUGCUAGGGGUGAAGUAUAUCAUUAUUAUAGCUCCAAAUAAGAUUAAUGACAGCCAGCAUACAUUAUGUUACUGAACCAAUUACAAGGGAAAGCAAUCACUAGAGUUCCAAAAGUCCCAUAUCCUGCCAUCGCAAAUCAUGCAAUGGACACGUUUAUGCUAAGGUGAUUAUACGAUAAAAUCAUAAAUCAUUUAACAGCUAGUGGUAAACGGACUGAAAUCCAAGAGGGAAUUAUAAUUAGACUUGCAUUUCGUGAAAGACUCAUUCAUUUUACACCCAGAUACAGGCAUCUGCUGGCUAAUGAAAUUAAUUUCUAAACAUAUUCAUAUACAUUCAUGAAAGAUAUUUUUAUAUGACAUUUUCCUUUGCCAAAUGCUGGUGGAAAACAAACAUGGAGGUACAGUGGGAGAAGCAAGUGACUACUACAAUGGCAUGUUUCAGCCCCUCUGUACAUGACAUUCUUCUUCACUGGCCUUGAAUCUUUCCAGAAUACUGCAAAGAAUGCACCAUAGCAGCUGUUUAAUGAACAUUUUCACACCACAUGGACCUGGUGCCAGUUACAUUAAAUGCUUAAAAAUAAUUGGCCAGCCAAGCAUCAAGAAUAAGAUCCUAGUCAUAAUUUUGACAUAGUUUACAAUUUAAUCUCUUGGUAAACAAGGAAGUAGAAGUUGCUCAGUGCAUAAUGGUGCACAAUUUUUAGUAAAGUCACAAAACUGCUAUAUUUAUCCUUCCAUUUUAAAGAUUCUCAUAACAUAUCAAUACCACAGAAACUCUCAGCAAAUAUGGUCACCUAAAAGAUUGCAAAUGACACUAUUCUAGUAGAAUUCUCAUUGAACUCAUUUCCACAGUGCGGACUGUCGUAUCAGUAUAGCCAGGAAAACACUGCUCUUUUGUACGUGUCCUUUCAUGUGACAGUACCUUAAGGGAUGAACCACUCUUUUUGAAGCCUGACCAAAAUAAAGC
Molecule: messenger RNA, 4931 nt
Organism: Megalops cyprinoides (Indo-Pacific tarpon)
Lineage: Eukaryota; Metazoa; Chordata; Actinopteri; Elopiformes; Megalopidae
Gene: ripor3
Product: RIPOR family member 3
Exons: 23
Coding region: 379-3261 (960 amino acids)
Source: RefSeq, a predicted model, not a curated record